CGGGGAGCAGGAGAGGAAGCGGGGGGGCUGCCCAGGAACAGUGCUUCCCACCCGAUCCUUGUUGAGGAGGCGGGACGUCAGGGGCCACGGCCUCCCCCGGGGGCCCGCGGGGCCGCCAGGCUCCCUCCCCCCUGGGCUUUGACAUGCUGUACCUGGUCGGCUUGGGCCUGGGAGACGCCAAGGACAUCACGGUCAAGGGCCUGGAGGUGGUGAGGCGCUGCAGCCGCGUGUACCUGGAAGCCUACACCUCGGUGCUGACCGUAGGCAAGGAUGCCCUGGAAGAGUUCUACGGAAGGAAAUUGAUUCUCGCUGACAGAGAAGACGUGGAGCAAGAAGCAGAUAAUAUUUUAAAGGAUGCUGAUGUCAGCGAUGUCGCCUUCCUCGUGGUUGGCGAUCCGUUUGGGGCCACGACGCACAGCGAUCUGAUUCUGAGGGCCACCAGCCUGGGCAUCCCGUACCGAGUCAUCCACAACGCCUCCAUCCUGAACGCCGUGGGCUGCUGCGGUCUACAGCUGUAUAAGUUCGGAGAGACGGUGUCCAUUGUUUUCUGGACCGACACGUGGAGACCGGAGAGCUUCUUUGACAAAGUGAAGAAGAACAGACAGAACGGCAUGCACACACUGUGCCUGCUGGACAUCAAAGUAAAGGAGCAGUCGCUGGAAAACCUAAUCAAGGGCAGGAAGAUCUACGAGCCUCCUCGCUACAUGACCGUGAACCAGGCGGCCCAGCAGCUGCUGGAAGUGAUUCGAAACCAGCGAGCACGAGGAGAAGAGCCAGCGGUCACCGAGGAGACGCUGUGCGUGGGCCUGGCCCGGGUAGGGGCCGAAGACCAGCAGAUCGCUGCAGGCACGCUGCAGCAGAUGUGCUCCGUGGCGCUGGGAGGGCCGCUGCACUCCCUGGUCAUCACGGGGGGCAGCCUGCACCCGCUGGAGGUGGAGAUGCUGAGUCUGUUUCCCGUGCCCGAGGCCAGCUCGGGGCCUCAGAGCACCGAGGGGCCCCGCCCGUAGGCACGUCUGUGGAGGCUCAUUUCGGUCCGGUGCCCCUGCCUGACUCUGUUCCAAGGGGAACGGGGCUCCUGUUCACCCGGGAAGCACCGCACCAGCGGCCAAGAGCGAGCGGACUCCACGCUUGGUUUCCUGGGCCCCGAGACCUCUGCCUUCGUCAGCCGCUGCUGCUGUCCUGGCGGUUUUCAGGAUGUGAACACGUGGAGCAGACCAAGCGGGAAGCUGGAGGGUGGCACCACCUGGAGACCUUGAAAAGCAGCUUUUCGUUCUGAAGCCUGCACCAGGUGGGACCCACUUCCUCCUUCCUUACGUCAGCUGCCUGCGUGCAGGCGCGGUCCCGCCUGCAGUCGUGUGAGCCUGGCAGCCGUGGGGUAAGGGCUGCAAGCCGAGGUGGGGCCUCCGUCACAGACUCCCAGCUCACCUGCCACAGAAUGACUUCCUCCCGAACCGCCGUGUCUCCCUUCGCUGACACCCUGGUUACGGAGCUCGGAUGUGGCUAUAUUUGGGGCUUAUGUAAUUGAUUGUUAAUAUAAAUGUGCAGCCACCAUGUACAGUUGCUCUCUGGUUUUAAAUAGCAACUCACAGCCAAGUGGGAAACUUGCUGACCACAGAAUAAAAGUUUUUAAAAUUUGGGUUUGAA
Messenger RNA from Myotis davidii, 1644 nucleotides. RefSeq names its product diphthamide biosynthesis 5 (gene DPH5). The coding region runs from base 144 to 1007 and encodes 287 amino acids. Gene Ontology annotation, biological process: protein histidyl modification to diphthamide. The record is from RefSeq and is a predicted model, not a curated record. Lineage: Eukaryota; Metazoa; Chordata; Mammalia; Chiroptera; Vespertilionidae. Gene Ontology annotation, molecular function: diphthine synthase activity. The transcript is spliced from 8 exons.